UCCUCACCUGAAGGCGGCAAUAAAGCUCAAAUGUAGCAGCUCUGUCUUGUCUACCGGAAGUUUAAAAAAAAAAAAAAGGUUAGCAAGUUUUCGCUACAUCAACGCUACUCCAACCAGUUCUGCGUUGUUUCUAAUUCUGCGCAUAUCGAACCAUCUUGUAUACUAUUAAGGAAUAUGAUACUUUAAUAAUUAGUCGUGUCGGGAUCAACUCGUCUCAGCGUCACUUGAAAGCGUCUCAGGCUAGCUUAGCUUGCUAGUUAGCUUAGCAUAUUAGCCGCUUACAACGACAAGCGGAAGUGAUCAACAGUGAGAACAUGUGCAAAGUAGAAAUGCUGAGAGUGUUGGUGAAGCAGCGACUAACUGCUGCUGUGGAAGAAAUAUUUGUAGUGUUGGAAAGAACGAUAGCAGAAUACGAGGAGGAACUUUGUCGCACCAAAAAGGAGAACGAGCGACUGCUGGAGGCAGUUUUCAACAAACAUCACGUUGGGACACACAGAGCAGAAGAACAUCUCGCCUCUGAGCAGCAGGAGUGGAGCUCCGGGGCGGCGCAGGAGGGGCCACAGCCCCCCCACAUUAAAGAGGAAGAUGCGGGGGAGACGCCGGAAGAGCUGCAGGACUUCCCGGUGAUCCGCGUCAUCGUAAAGAGUGAAGAUGAGGAAGGCGGCGGCUGCGGAGGAUCACAGGCGGGCCGCCUCUUGGCGCCGCUGUCGGACAGCGACGACGCCACGUCUCCCGGCAGCGACGGCGGCGACGACGACUCCAAAGCCGCGGCGUGUCCCGCGGAAGAGAAACACAAAUGUCUCCAGUGCGAGAAAAUGUUCGGCAACAAGCGAAACCUGAAGCGACACAUGAGAUGCCACACGGGAGAAAAACCCUUCAUGUGCUCGGUUUGCGGCAAAAGAUUCUCCCGCAAGGACUACCUGACCAUCCACACCAGGAAACACACCGGGGAGAAACCCUUCACCUGCUCCGUCUGCAACAGCAGUUUUAGCUUCAACUCGGCCUUGUUCCAGCACAUGGAGACCCACUUUGGGGAGAAGCCGCAGUGCCCGCAGUGCCACAAGCGCUUUGGCAACAAGAGAAACCUGAUAAGGCACAUGAGACGGCACAGCGAGGAGAAACCGUGCGUCUGUUCCUUCUGCGGCGAAGGCUUCGCCCUGAAAAGAAGCUUGAUCCGACACAUCAGAACGCACAUCGGGGAGAAAACGUUUGCGUGUUCAAUCUGCAACACCAGCUUCUGCUACCAGUCGGGUUUGAGUAAACACAUGAAGAAACACACCAGUAAGACGGUUUAGCGCGAGUGGGAGACUGAACAUCUAUUAUUGUUUGCUCUAUCACAGGGGUCACCAACGCGGUGCCCGCGGGCACCAGGCAGCCCGUAAGGACCAGAUGAGUAGCCCGCUGGCCUGUUCUAAAAAUAGCUCAAAUAGCAGCACUUACCAGUGAGCUGCCUCUAUUUUUUAAAUUGUAUUUAUUUACUAGCAAGCUGGUCUCGCUGUGCCCGACAUGUUUAAUUCUAAGAGAGACAAAACUCAAAUAGAAUUUGAAAAUCCAAGAAAAUAUUUAAAGACUUGGUCUUCACUUGUUGAAAUAAAUUCAUAAUUUUUUUUACUUUGCUUCUUAUAACUUUCAGAAAGACAAUUUUUAGAGAAGAAAUGAUUUUUAGGAUUUUUAAACACAUAUACCUUUUUACCUUUUAAAUUCCUUCCUCUUCUUUCCUGACAAUUUAAAUUAAUGUUCAAGUAUUUUUAUUUAUUUAUUAUUAUUGUAAAGAAUAAUAAAUAACAUUUUAAUUUAAUUCUUCAUUUUAGCUUCUGUUUUUUCCACGAAGAAUAUUUGUGAAAUAUUUCUUCAAACUUAUUAUGAUUAAAAUUCCAAAAAAUUAUUCUGGCAAAUCUAGAAGAUCUGUAGAAUCAAAUUUAAAUCUUAUUUCAAAGUCUUUUGAAUUGAUUUAAAAAAUUUUGUUCUGGAAAAUCUAGAAGAAAUAAUGAUUUGUCUUUGUUAGAAAUAUAUCAAUCAAUCAAUCAAUCAAUCAAUGUUUAUUUAUAUAGCCCUAAAUCACAAGUGUCUCAAAUAGCAGCACUUACCAGUGAGCUGCCUCUAUUUUAUAAAUUGUAUUUAUUUACUAGCAAGCUGGUCUCGCUGUGCCCGACAUUUUUAAUUCUAAGAGAGACAAAACUCAAAUAGAAUUUGAAAAUCCAAGAAAAUAUUUAAAGACUUGGUCUUCACUUGUUUAAAUAAAUUCAUUAUUUUUUUUACUUUGCUUCUUAUAACUUUCAGAAAGACAAUUUUAGAGAAAAAAUACAACCUUAAAAAUGAUUUUAGGAUUUUUAAACACAUAUACCUUUUUACCUUUUGAAUUCCUUCCUAUUAUUUCCUGACAAUUUAAAUCAAUGUUCAAGUAAGUUUAUUUUUUUUAUGGUAAAGAAUAAUAAAUGCAUUUUAGUUUAAUUCUUCAUUUUAGCUUCUGUUUUUUCGACAAAGAAUAUUUGUGAAAUAUUUCUUCAAACUUAUCAUGAUUAAAAUUCAAAACAUGUAU
This is a messenger RNA of Entelurus aequoreus (snake pipefish), 2539 nucleotides long. Its product is annotated as gastrula zinc finger protein XlCGF8.2DB-like. Gene Ontology annotation, molecular function: DNA-binding transcription factor activity; RNA polymerase II cis-regulatory region sequence-specific DNA binding. The transcript is spliced from 2 exons. NCBI's taxonomy places the organism in Eukaryota, Metazoa, Chordata, Actinopteri, Syngnathiformes, Syngnathidae. Gene Ontology annotation, biological process: regulation of transcription by RNA polymerase II. The record is from RefSeq and is a predicted model, not a curated record. Bases 315 to 1295 code for a protein of 326 amino acids.